AUGUAUGCAGAAAGUGGGUUAGCGUUCCACCGAUUCAUGCAGGGUUGUCCUCCAGAAACUCAGCAAUUCGAUGACCUUUUCAAAUCAUACAAACUCUCCGAUGAAAUGAACAAUCUUGUUCAGUCAUGUGAGUAUGGUUUUGGAGAAGAGAGUGACCUAUUCAAAGCCCCUGAGCCGAUGAUGAUCGAAGAGCCAAUGCUGCUAGCAGUUGAUCCUCUCUCUCAAGAGAUUGCUGAACUAAGCGAUCUCGGGUCAUUGCAGAGUGACCAACAGCUUAUAGACAAGGCUUUCUACGACUGUGAGCAGGACCUCCUCGUGAAAUCAGCCAUGGAGUCUCCGCUUUCCGAGGUACUAGACGUCAAGAACAUCUCACUAGUGGCGAAAAUGGAGGACGUUGUCAAGAGUAGUGUAGUCGUAUCUGACGUCCCGGUUCCAAAGAGCGUGAGCUCUGGGAAUCUGAGCUCAAUGGACAUGGCACAGCAGCACGAGGAUGGAAUGAGAAGAGCCUUCAGCGAAAGCGAUAUACAGACACUUGGGACUAGAAACGCGGUUCUUGUUCAGUCUCAGUUGGAUCGAAUCAUUGUAAGUUGCACAUCUGAGGACCGCCGUGAGAAGCUUUCUCGAUACAGGAACAAGAAGAGCAGGAGGAACUUCAGGCAUAAAGUCAAGUAUGCUUGCAGGAAGGCUCUUGCGGACAGUCAACCGAGGAUCCGAGGAAGGUUUGCGAAAACAGAGGAGAUGCUGCAGAAAUGA
This is a messenger RNA of Microthlaspi erraticum, 753 nucleotides long. The record is from the annotation of a GenBank genome assembly. Lineage: Eukaryota; Viridiplantae; Streptophyta; Magnoliopsida; Brassicales; Brassicaceae.